GGAACAAAAAAAAGUGACAAGUAGAAGAAAAAUAGGGAGAAAGAACAAGGCGAGUAAAGCGGGUUUUUGGCGUCAAAAAGUGCUCUCUGGAGGAUAAAAAGUGUGGAAAAUCGAGUCAGAGAAGAUUCCCAAUAAGAGAUGAAGAGACGAAAUGCUGAUAUUAAAUUAAGGCGACCGAUAAAACGCAAUAAAAUCACGGAAGGAAUGUAUGGAAGCAAUACAAUAUUGUACAUCAAGUUCCUGUUGCUGUGGGCCAUUGUGAUUACAGCUGAUUUCAUGUUGGAAUUCCGUUUUGAAUUUCUUUGGCCUUUCUGGUUGCUCCUCCGUUCCGUUCAUGACUCUUUUAAGUACAAGGGACUGGCAUUUUCUGUCCUUUUUGUGUGUAUCGCCAUCACAUCGGAUCUCAUAUGUUUAUUUUUUAUACCAGUCCAUUGGCUCUUUUUUGCAGCAAGUACAUACGUUUGGGUACAAUAUGUGUGGCAUACAGAAAAGGGUAUUUGUUUACCAACAAUUGUACUAUGGAUGCUCUUCCUGUACAUUGAGGGUGCAAUUCGUUGGAAAGAUAGUCGACAUAUGCCACAUUUGGAUCUUUGUCGACCUUUUGCAGCCCAUUGUAUCGGUUAUCCUGUUGUGACUUUGGGUUUCGGCUUUAAGAGCUACGUCGGCUUUAGGAUGCGCCAAAGAAAACAGCGUGAAGUAGCUAAGGAGAAUGAAUUCUACAUGCAGCUGUUACAGCAAGCGCUACCUCAAGAGGAGCCAACUGAAGAUGCGAUAGCUCUUACAGAGACCAUCAGUGUGGCAGCUAUGGUGAACAAUGGGGAAGUGGUGAGAAAUAGUAAUGGAUCUACAAGGAGUCCACCUAAGACACUGAAUGUAGUGUCAACAGCUCAGUCUAAUGGGCAUGCCGUGGGUGCAUCCAAUGGGAGUGUGUCAAGUGGGCUGAUGACAAGUCGAGGGCACCAUGGUAAAAGGAAUAACAGCACGACAGCAGAUAGCAGCAAAUGUGAUCUUAAUAAUCAUAGUAGUAGUAAAUCAUCCAUUCAUCAGACAUCAUAUCAUCAGCAACAGCUAUGUGGCAAUAGCUCUUCCGUAUCAUCAACUUCCACGCAUAAUUCCACCGCUUCCGGAGGAGGUACAACCAACAAGGAUGUGACAAGGUCAUCGAGUGAUAGUCUAUCAGGUGGAUCAUCGCGUGAACGCGAUAGGGAUAUGUAUCCACCGCAGAACCCUAAGACUGAUCACCAUCAUCAACAGAAAUCGUCAAAUGGAUGUCCAGAUGCCAAUGGGCAAAGUGACGGAUCACCAUCAUCGACAAAAUCAUCACAAAGCAACAAAGUACAACACAAUAGUGGCAUCAAUUAUAAUUGCAAUAGUGAGCAACAUGGGGACACUACCACAGAUGUGUCCGUGGAACGUGGUAAGAAGAGGAAUCGUACAAGGCAAAAGGAUAUUCACCAUGUGAAUGGUGUUGAAGGACAUGUACAAACAAAUCACAAUCAGACAUCACAGACAGUGCCGCAGGUUUGCGAAUCGUGCCUUCGAUUGGAGGCUGAGGUAAAAAAAAUGCGAUCAGAUGUAGGACACAUGAAACAAGUGGAGCACGAUCUUAGGCAAAAAUUGGAUUCAGGAGCUACUAUUAAGUCAUGUUUGCAGGCUAAGCAAAAGGAAAACGAUGAACUGGAAAAAAAAAUUCAAGAUCUCAAUAAUUCGAGGCACGUUGACAGGCAAAAUCUGUUGAAUGCUGAGAAGAGACUUGGUGAAGAGCGCCGACAGCGUCUGACUUUGGAAUCACAGUUGGCCAACGAGAGGAAAUUGCGUGUGAAGGCGGAGGAGAAGGUGGCUAAACUUGCUGAAUGUGGUGAAUCUUGCAAAAUGAAGAAGAGACACCUUGAAUCUGAGGCCGGACGACUGAGACGAGAAUUGUCCGUGGCUGAUGAACACAAGAAAAAUAUUGAACAACAAAACAGACGAUAUGAAGAUGAAAUCCGAAAAAUGGAAGCAGAAAUGAGGAAUCGAGAUUCUCAGCAGGGUACAGAGAUGCUAAUGUCAGCACUUGCAGCAAUGCAGGACAAGAAUUCGACAUUGGAAAAAAAUCUUUCGGCUGAAACAAGAUUCAAGCUGGAUUUAUUUUCGGCACUGGGAGAGGCUCGUCGAGAGGUGGAUAUAAAAGAUUCACUGAUUCGAAACAUGGAGAAAGAGAUGCUGGAACUAAAGGGAAAGAUUGCUCAAUUGCUGGCCGUGAUGCCUGCCAUGCCAACGGCAGAGUCUUUCAAUUUAACACCAAAUUCAUCAGCGGGUAGCUCAAUGCUACGCCUAAAUGAUACACCACCCCUAAUAAUAGCUCAGCAGAGUCCAAAUCAGGCACAAUUGGGCUUGGGGCCACCAUCGAUUAUUUGCCAGUUGACCACAGGAGGCGUCAGUGGCAUGAGCCAGGCAACAAAUUGUGUUCAACAGCAACGUGAGAAUCCCGGUGUUGUUCUCACUGGAAAUUCAUCCACACUCGAUCCCAAUGCCACAGCUUAUACACCCAAGAACUCAUCACUAGUAGGUGGCACAGAAGCCUGACCAACACGUCUCACAUGAAGAUUAACCCAUAAUCUUCCAUCAGGACAUUGAGAAAAAAAAUCUGCGAAAUAGGAUUAAAUAAAAACACUCUUCUUUUGCGAUAUGGUAGGAUGAGACAGAGAUUAUGAUAAUAAGAUGAGAUAUGUAGAGGAGUGUGACAUGCCUUUGAAUGUGUCAGUCUUUGAAUAUUUCAUUUCUCUAAUUUUUCAAAGCAAAAAUUCUAUAAACUAUAGUUUAUAAUAUUAACUGUUUUCUAUUAAAUUCGAUUAAUAUAAUUCUUGCUUUGGGAAAUAUGGAAAAAAAUAAUAUAUCCAAAGACCAUCAUAUUCAAAGGAAGGAAAGUCACUUUCCUCUAUAAUUAUGUUUUUUUUUUAAUAUGUUUUAUAAAGGACAAAAAACUCCCUAUAGCCAAAUAGAACGGAAAUUUCAUUGAUUUACAAAUAAUCAAACGGAUUAAUAGUAAAUGAAGGAGCAAGUUUCAACUUUGUGUGGAAUCUUUAAUGCUCCAAAUCAAUCAUCUAUUUUAAUUUUAAUAGAAACAUUAGACAGGAACUACAAAAAUUAUUUAAUAUAUGUUAGAGGGAAGUGGGGCACCUUUGAAAUUGGGAUUUUUCUUCUAUGUUUAAGUAGAAGUGAGCCAUAUCAUAAUGUAAUUUAUCUUCUCAAUCUAUUUGUGCAACUGAAUUAUAUCACGAUUAAGGCUCAAUUUCAUUUGAAAAUAGGUGAAAAAUCGCAAUUUCAAAGGUGCUCCACUUCCCCCUAAUGAUGUUGUAACUAAAAUGAUUUCUUUAGUAGCUCAAUGAAUUUCGAUAUUAAUGUAUAGGUCUUUAUCUUUAUACAGCAGUCCCGGAUUUCUCAUUUCACUGUUAAUUUCGUAAAAAAAAACGUGUACCUUUGUUCGAAAACAACUUACAAGGAACCCAUUCAUUCAAUUCGUGUACACGUAAAAACACGCACAUCUCAGCGCUUCUCUUACUUUCUUCCUUCAGUGACCAUUAUCGAGCGCAUGUAUAUAAAUAAGUUUAUUGCAACACGGUUGAAGGACAGCAAAUGUUUUUUUUUGUGGAGUAAGCUGGAUCACUGCGUUGUGUAGUUCGUAGUCUGUCCUAACUACUAUCAGGAUAUUCUGUAUCUUAAGUACACUUGAUUUUUGUUUGUAUCAGAGGUUAAAAUAACAGAUUGAUUCCAUUGAUUUUUUCACCAAAUUGCAACUUCGCUAAACCUUGGCUAUAGGGCUCGAGAAGAUCGAUUAAAACAAAAUUUGAAUUUUGUCAGAUCAUUGUCCUGUUUAUCUCUUGUAUCCAAUCUACAUUCACACAUCUCUCAACUCAAUUUCCUCUCAGCACUGCUGUGCUUGAAUAACUAUUUGAUAACUACUUUUUUUAAGAUGACUGAAGUGUUUUUUUUUUUUUCAAAUCAAAACUAAUCUACAAUGUUCAAACUCAAUUCGACUGAUUUGUAUUAUUUCGUUUUUAGUUCGCUGUUUCAUUUCGUGCUCUACAAUUACCUCUUAAAUAUCUCUUAAAAAACAUUCAUAAUUGGCGCGUCAUCUUCAUUAAACUUAUUCUCACAAAUAGAGAGAAAUCUACAGAUAACUAAAAGAAUUCACAUGAGGAAUCUGUAGAAUGUUUUUAUUUCAAAAAAAUUAUUUUACGAAUUAUAUAGAAUCAGCCCCUCCAAGAUUUUUUAAAAUCUAAAUACUCAUAAUUUUGAAAUUAUUUGAAAGUGUGAAUUUAACUGAUUUAACUAUAUAUUAAAAAUUGAAAAAAAAAUCAAUAGAUAGAAGAGUCCAAAAAAAUACAGAAUAGUUUUGUGUUCUUUUAUCUGGAUAUAUUAUUUAGUUUUAUUUUUAUUUUUUUGUAAACCAAGAAUUGUAAAAUGGAGGUAUUUCACUCCAAAAAAAAAGAGAGUGAAGAAGUAAUGAAAUUAUUUAAAUGAAUUGUCAUUUUCUUCAUUUAUCUUUUGUGAUAUAAAUUAUAGACUAAAAAAUUGAUGGAACAGA
Messenger RNA from Phlebotomus papatasi, 4567 nucleotides. RefSeq names its product macoilin-2. The transcript is spliced from 9 exons. Gene Ontology annotation, molecular function: microtubule binding. Lineage: Eukaryota; Metazoa; Arthropoda; Insecta; Diptera; Psychodidae. Gene Ontology annotation, cellular component: rough endoplasmic reticulum membrane; nuclear membrane. The coding region runs from base 139 to 2565 and encodes 808 amino acids. The record is from RefSeq and is a predicted model, not a curated record. Gene Ontology annotation, biological process: chemotaxis; neuronal signal transduction.